Messenger RNA from Pelobates cultripes (western spadefoot toad), 249 nucleotides. Lineage: Eukaryota; Metazoa; Chordata; Amphibia; Anura; Pelobatidae. The record is from the annotation of a GenBank genome assembly.
AUGGCAGAUGCCACGUGCUCUCCCGGGUACAUCGACAUCGCAACCAAGCUGGACAGCAUAUUUGCAGCCUUCUGGAGAAAACUCUUUCUCAAGCAACCAGUGAGAUAUCACUUACCUAAGUAUCCACGCUCCCGUCACAAAGGGUUAAGGGAGCUCGCCAAAGACGGCGAAGGAGACGACUGCACUUGCCGAGUCGCAAGGCUACACGUCGGAAUUCCGAUGCAGCUGGGAUUCACCACAGCAGAGUAG